UCAGUAUUCCUUCCAAACUAAGAAAAAGCAAACGCCUCAAGGCUCCAAUCCCACUCCGCUUUUCCGAUGGACGAGUCCUACUCCGGCCUCCCCACCAGCCAUCUACUCGGCUCUGUUCCGGCUGUUUUGAGUGAAGAUAAAGAGAAGAGUACAGCAAGCUAUGAAGCACCUGAAGCGAACAUGCAAAUCUUCCCCCAGAAUAAUGGAGGAGGCAAAGGGCCCGGUUAUCAAACUGUUGGAGGUCCAAGUGCAGAAACCUUUGAAGAACAACCGGCAAACAACUGGAGGGGAGUUUUUAAUGUCGCAUCAUACGUACAAUAUUUCAAUGUGGAUACGGACAUUGUCUUGAACAGAUUACUAAGUUCUUUGUUUCCCCACAAUGGAGAUUUUUUCAGCAAAAUUGAUGCCAACCCUGACCUAUACGGGCUAAUAUGGAUCUCCACUACAUUAGUGUUUGUGUUGGCUUCAGUUGGAAACUGUGCCACCUACCUAAUGAACAGGCACACUGAUACCACUACUUCUUGGAGCUUUAAUGUCAGUUAUAUGAGUUUGGCAGCCUGUUCAGUCUAUGGUUAUGCAAUUUUAGUCCCCUUGGCGUUCUAUUUUACACUUAAGUAUCUGGGUGCAAAUUCUAGCCUUAUUCGACUCUGGUGUAUGUGGGGAUACUCUCUCUUCAUUUUUAUUGUAGCAUCUUUUUUGUUACUUAUCCCGGUUGAGGCUCUUCGAUGGAUCAUUAUAGUUCUAGUUGGUGCUGCAUCUGCUUCCUUCGUUGGCUUGAAUCUCAAGUCUCAUAUGCAGGGGAGUGAUUUUACAUUAGUGGUCAUUGCUGCAUGUCUCCUGCAAUUGGCUCUGGCAGUCUUCUUUAAGGUUUACUUCUUUCCAUGAGCGUUACUGGACAGUAGGCACAGUCAGUCUCUGAAUUCCUGGAUUCAAAGCAGCCCUGAUUUCUGGAUGUUAAUUUAGAAGCGACUGGAGUGGCACUUAGGACAUCAGUUUUGCAGUGUGUUGGAAUGACACUCGUUUGGAUUGGAUUUCAGUGAAGAAAAGAAGGCAUGGCAUUUUGUAAUUCAUGCUUUUCCCAAUCUUAAAAUGUCUGUAAAUAAAGAAUAUAUUCAAAGAUGUUGUUGUAGUACUUGUUACAUGUAGUAGUCGAUUUCUUAUUUUGUAGCCAGAAUACUAAUGAAAUUCUCUCCUUUCAACUCCCUCCUUUUACAAUUAUAUUCAAUUCAGAAAAUUUA
Argentina anserina (silverweed cinquefoil) is the source of this 1238-nucleotide messenger RNA. RefSeq lists its product as uncharacterized. The coding region runs from base 67 to 885 and encodes 272 amino acids. The transcript is spliced from 6 exons. Gene Ontology annotation, cellular component: Golgi apparatus; membrane. The record is from RefSeq and is a predicted model, not a curated record. Lineage: Eukaryota; Viridiplantae; Streptophyta; Magnoliopsida; Rosales; Rosaceae. Gene Ontology annotation, biological process: vesicle-mediated transport. Gene Ontology annotation, molecular function: small GTPase binding.